Messenger RNA from Dipodomys ordii (Ord's kangaroo rat), 819 nucleotides. It is a transcript of the gene Tmed3, whose product is annotated as transmembrane emp24 protein transport domain containing 3. Gene Ontology annotation, cellular component: COPI vesicle coat; Golgi apparatus; endoplasmic reticulum-Golgi intermediate compartment. Bases 1 to 555 code for a protein of 184 amino acids. The transcript has 3 exons. Gene Ontology annotation, biological process: Golgi organization; intracellular protein transport; endoplasmic reticulum to Golgi vesicle-mediated transport. Lineage: Eukaryota; Metazoa; Chordata; Mammalia; Rodentia; Heteromyidae. The record is from RefSeq and is a predicted model, not a curated record.
AUGUCACUAGACCUAUUCAGCAAGCCCGGAGCAACCAGUUAUUUGCAAAAUGGAGCUAACAACCCUCAGGUCAUCACUGGAGGCCACUACGAUGUGGAUUGCUACGUGGAGGACCCUGCAGGGAACAUUCUCUACCGGGAGACCAAGAAACAGUACGACAGCUUCACGUACCGGACCGAGAUCAAGGGCGUUUAUCAGUUUUGCUUCAGUAAUGAGUUUUCCACCUUCUCCCACAAGACCGUCUACUUCGACUUUCAGGUGGGGGAUGAGCCCCCCAUUCUCCCAGACAUGGGGAGCAAGGUUACCGCGCUCACCCAGAUGGAGUCAGCGUGUGUCACCAUUCACGAGGCCCUGAAGACGGUUAUCGACUCCCAGACCCAUUACCGCCUGCGGGAGGCCCAGGACCGGGCCCGGGCUGAGGACCUGAACAGCCGCGUCUCUUACUGGUCAGUCGGCGAGACCAUUGCCCUGUUUGUGGUCAGCUUCAGUCAGGUCCUGCUGCUCAAAAGUUUCUUCACAGAAAAACGACCCAUCCACAAGGCAGUCCAUUCGUAGCUGGUGGCUCUGUGCCAGAGCCCCUGUGCCCUGCAUCCUCCCACCGCCAGGGCUGGUGUGUGACCCAGUACAUACACAGCUGCCAGAAGAGCACUGGCAGUCCACACACACGUCUGGCCCCUGCACCCCACUCGCCUUCAGGCAUCUGAUUACAUUGUGUCUGCAACAUCGACCACAAAGACAGCCGUAAGCUGGGGCUGGAACUCACACCUGUAAUCCCAGCCACUCAGCUGAGAUCUGAGGAUCACCAUUCAAAGCCAGCCC